Scomber japonicus (chub mackerel) is the source of this 2771-nucleotide messenger RNA. RefSeq names its product scavenger receptor class F, member 1 (gene scarf1). Bases 1 to 2754 code for a protein of 917 amino acids. The record is from RefSeq and is a predicted model, not a curated record. Lineage: Eukaryota; Metazoa; Chordata; Actinopteri; Scombriformes; Scombridae. Gene Ontology annotation, molecular function: scavenger receptor activity. The transcript has 11 exons.
AUGAAGCCUCUCCUCAGAGCUUUGAGUGCUCUGCUCUGCUGCUCGUUGUCCUCCUCACACACACUGGACCCUGCUGGGAAGAACGUCUGCCACAAUCUCAGGGAUCCCUCCACCCUGGUCUGUUGCACUGGAUGGCUCCAAGAAGGAAAAGAGUGCACCAUAGCUGUGUGUGAGGGUGAGCAGGCCUGCCAGGAGGGUGAGCUCUGUGUGUAUCCAGGAGUGUGUGGCUGCCCACCCGGUUACUUUGGAGCUCACUGUAAAACACGUUGUCCUCGAGAGUUUUAUGGAUCAGACUGUCGCAAGGUGUGCAAGUGCUUCCCAAAUGGUCGUUGUGACUCUGUCACUGGUGAGUGCACCUGCGAUGCCAAUCGAUGGGGUCCACUGUGCCAAUACCCCUGCAAGUGCACCCGCCACGGCCACUGCCACCCCGUCCACGGAAACUGCACCUGCGAUGACGGCUGGUGGUCACCAACCUGCUCCAAGCCGUGCCAGUGUGUCUCCGGGGGCUCAGCGGGCCCUGGCUGUGACCAGCAGACAGGCCGGUGCCAAUGCAAAAUAGGGAACUGGGGGCUGAAAUGUCCCGCAGCUUGCAACUGCUACCUGUCACCGUGCAACCAGCGAAGUGGUGGGUGUGAGUGUACGACAGGUUGGUGGGGGCCCACCUGUGACAGGCGAUGUAACUGUGACUUUGCACACAGCAGCUGUGACACGGAUACGGGGAAGUGCCUGUGCCACCCGGGGUACCAGGGGCCCUACUGCAACCAGCCCUGUGAAGCUGGGAAGUACGGCAGAGGGUGUAUAAGAAAAUGUGGUCACUGUAAAGACAACCAGAACUGCUCUGUUACUGAUGGGGUGUGUGCUGCCUGUGAGCCCGGCUGGAACGGUACACGAUGCGACCAGCCGUGCUCCUUUGGUUACUAUGGUGACGGCUGCGAGAAGACCUGUCCACGAUGUAGGACCAAUGAGUCCUGUGACCCAAAAACUGGAACAUGUUCGAGGUGUGAUCCUGGAUGGGCUGGACCCAGGUGUGAGGCCUGCCCUGACAGGACGUACGGAGACGCCUGCAGCUUCCUUUGUAGCCAUUGUUUCCAUGGUGACUGUCAUCACGUGACAGGAAGAUGUGUCUGUCAGCCAGGCUUUCAGGGAGAGAGUUGUAACAGCAGCUGCCACGCACUGCAGUUCGGCCUCAACUGUUCCUCUGCCUGCGACUGUGGGGAGGGGGUCAGCUGUCACCCGGUCACUGGUGCCUGCCCCAGCAGCGCUCUGCUCGCAGGUAUACUGGUUCCUUUGCUCCUGCUGCUCGUAGCCGUAAUCUGCUGCUGUCUGUGUUGUGGAGGACGGCCAGCUGAUGACAAAGACAGGGCGGCUGUGGCUGAUGGAGGUUGGUCCGUUCGGAUGAAAUAUCACGUCUACAGCGUCCUGGCAAACAUCGGCGCUGCCCUCCCCUGUAUCUCUAAUUGGUCCUCGGGCCUGCCUCGUGUGACUGUAUCUCACCAUGACCCGGAGCUGACCUUCAACCACAGUUUCAUUGAGCCUCCCUCCUGCGGCUAUGUGACUGAGGGUUCGUCCUUCGACACUGAUGAGGAAGAGGGAGAGGCUCUCUACUGUGUCCCUCCAAGAGAAGACAUCCCGGCAGUGGCCAGCGGCGAGUUCCAGGAGAUGAGCUCCAAGUGUAACAUGUUCUUGGACCCAUCAGGCUUCAGUAGUGAGGACAUAACAUCACCCUUCAGCAUCCCCCGCACCUCCAGCAUUGCCAAAGCCAAGCGGCCGUCUGUCUCUUUUGCUGAAGGCACCCGCUUCAGCCCCAAAGAGAGACGUGGCUCGGCUCAUGACCCCAGCUCUCUCUCUGGACACCCUCGCACCAAAUCCAAGCCUGCUAGGGGGGCUUUGUUGCUCUCUGCCCUCCAAAAUCAGGGAGGUGCAGCUAGGCCUGGUGAGGAAGAUGGGGCUGAGGGUGAGGAGAGGGAAGAUGGGGUGGAUGAGCAGGCAACAGAUAACCAGGAAUCAAGCUGUGAGGCAGGGGAACAAGAAGUAGAUAGAAACCUAAACACCCCGUCCCGCUCCACCCUGCAGGUCCCUGGGGCAUCAGGACGAAGACGGACUAUGUCCAACACUGCUGCUCAAAAAGGGAACCAGGUGUCAACAUCUACCUCUGACAUAAAUAAGGUCACUACAGUGUACGUGACGGUGGGUAAGGCGGGACGGCCCGUAUCAAAGGUGGAGUCGAGCUCAGAAGGACCCGUUCAGGCUAUGCUACGGCGACUCGGAAGCCUCCAGAGACAAAGGGAGCAGGAUCCUGGCAGGCUCAAAGCCAAAACAACAGAAGGGAUCACCAAACCACCCAGGAGGAAGCUAGGAGCUCGGGCGAGUGUGUGGGAGCAGGAAGAGCCUUCUGGAGGAGAGGCUGCCAUAUGUAAACCUGUCAGAAGGAAACAUGCUUCCCCCAACUCAUCUGACACAGCAGGCACUAACGGAACUGUGUCAUUAGAGAGUGGUGCUCCUAAAAGGCCUCUCUCGUCCAUUUUGAAGAGCGUGCCAGAGGUGGCUUCAGUGGACUCUCGGCCAGAGCUGAGGGCGGAGGGAGACAGAGGGCAGAGGGACAACCUCAAUAUGGGACAAAAUGAGGGCGGCUACCAGACAAUUGGACCAGAAGGGGACGCUGCGAGUCUCACUGAGGUCAUUGCCAAUGAAGGUGCAGUGGUCAGUGUGAACGACGAACCAUGCUAUGAAAACGUAAUGAUUAAACACUCAUAACUUUGGACAAACCACGU